AUGGUCGCCUUACUGAUCAGCAGUCUGUGGGUCGAUCUUUUCAGCGCCCUCGCUCUUCCCGCGGCUCAAGCAAAGUCCGAUUACAUAUCGUCAUGUGGCCCAGAUUGGAUGGCUGUCAAUGAUGUGAAGACCAAUCAUGGAGCUGUGCAGCGAGUUGGGUAUAACACUGCGGUGGAUUCUUUCUGCGACAAGGCUGGGGGUAUCAAGGUGGGCGCAGGUGCUUACAUGUCUAUGGCAACCCGAGUCUGGCUUGACUACGGCAGCAAUCCGGAGACAACUGGGUUAAAUGUAGAUGCUGCGAGCUGCAAACAAUACUUGAAGAAGCUCUCUGAAGACACUAGUGGUAAUUCGUGCUACGGACCGUCAAACAAGGACACAAAAGGAGGAACAUGGCAGGUUGGGAAUGACGCCGUUUCCUACCAUGCGCUGGCGAACAAGUUUCCCCCAUCAGCCGAUUCCGUGGACAAGGUCGUCACGCAGACUGGCGCCAUUUCAAACUUGGGCGACGGCGGCAAGGGUAACACACUUGACCCUUUCCCAACCUACGCGUUUAAUGACGUUGCGCCUUUCGCAUGCCACUCACACAACGACUACACUCGCGACAAGGCGCUGUACUCCGCUCUAAGUGCCGGCUGUAUCUCAGUAGAAGCCGAUAUCUGGAUCCACGACACCAAGCUCGUCGUUGGCCACACCGACCCCGGAUCCAACGGCCAGACCUUCGUCAACCUCUACGUCAACCCCCUGAAGAAGCUCAUAGACGAGCGGAAAGCCAUCUUCCCCGCGAAGACCGACCAACCGCUUGACCUAUUAAUUGACUUCAAAAACAGCGGCUCAGACGCAGACAAAGCAUGGGACCAGCUCGUCGCCGACCUCCAGCCCCUCCGAGACGCAGGCUACCUCAGCCACUACGACGGCACCUUCAAACAAGGCCUCAUCACCGUCGUAGCCUCCGGCAACGCCAUCAAAGACGGUUCCUCAUCUGCGCCAUCGCCCAUUGCGAAGGCGCUCUCUGACGCAACGAAUCCUCAGCGUGCGAUCUUCGUCGAUGCUGUUGUUCACAAAGAUAUGUCGCACUUCGACUCAUCGAAUGCGUACUUUGCUAGCGCGAAGUGGAGCGAUGCAGUGCCGAAUGGGCUGCCGAUCUCGGGAGAUGCGAAGACGAAGCUGGACGAAGCGCAUUCUAAGGGGUUUAAGGUGAGGUAUUGGGAUAUUCCGGGGAAGGACAGUUGGCAGCAGAUUGUGGAUGCAGGUGUGGACCGAUUGAAUGUGGAUGAUUUGCAGUAUGUUGCGGGCAUAGAUUGGUAG
Messenger RNA from Didymosphaeria variabile, 1305 nucleotides. RefSeq names its product Altered inheritance of mitochondria protein 6. Gene Ontology annotation, biological process: lipid metabolic process. Bases 1 to 1305 code for a protein of 434 amino acids. NCBI's taxonomy places the organism in Eukaryota, Fungi, Ascomycota, Dothideomycetes, Pleosporales, Didymosphaeriaceae. The record is from RefSeq and is a predicted model, not a curated record. Gene Ontology annotation, molecular function: phosphoric diester hydrolase activity. The transcript is spliced from 4 exons.